Messenger RNA from Aspergillus sclerotioniger CBS 115572, 579 nucleotides. Its product is annotated as ESCRT-II subunit protein VPS25. Gene Ontology annotation, cellular component: ESCRT II complex. The transcript is spliced from 3 exons. Gene Ontology annotation, biological process: protein transport to vacuole involved in ubiquitin-dependent protein catabolic process via the multivesicular body sorting pathway. Gene Ontology annotation, molecular function: protein homodimerization activity; structural molecule activity. NCBI's taxonomy places the organism in Eukaryota, Fungi, Ascomycota, Eurotiomycetes, Eurotiales, Aspergillaceae. The coding region runs from base 1 to 579 and encodes 192 amino acids. The record is from RefSeq and is a predicted model, not a curated record.
AUGACCACCACCACAACAACAACCCCUCCCUUCCAAUUCCCCCUCACCUAUUCCUUCCCGGCCUUCUUCACCCCGCAACCCAACAGCACCACACGCACAUCUCAACUCCAGAAAUGGUCCUCCUUGAUACAAUCCUGGUGUCGGCAUCACCGGACAUACCGACUCUCGGUGAUCGAGGCCAUCGAGUCCCCGCUAUUUCAUAACGCGACGUUGCGGAAACGGAUAUCGUUGAGCGAUGCGCGGGAUAUUCUGGAUUGGAUGGCGAGGGGUGAAGAGGAGGGUGGGGGAGGGAAAAGGGCUGAGUGGAUUGAUGGGGGGAGUAAUAAUAAGACGGUGGCGUGGAUUUGGUGGAGGAGGCCGGAGGAGUGGGCGGGGGUUGUUGCGGAUUGGGUGGAGAAUACGGGCCAGAAGAAUGUGGUGCUUACGGUGUAUGAGUUGUUGGAGGGGGAGGCUACGAUGUCGCAAGAAUGGCAUGGGAUGGAUCCGGAUGUGAUGCUCAAGUCCCUUAAUGUUCUCGUGAAACGAGGAAAAGCACAGGUCUUCGGUGGUGAGGGCCAAGAGGGUGUCAAGUUCUUUUAA